GUUCGCGUCAAAAUUCUUAGAACUCAUUCCUUUACAACAUAUCUUUAAUUGAGCGCAAUAUGACGACCUGGAUUGAACCGCUUCUGUGCGAAUCCGUCGUGGUUUAUGUGGAUUGGCUCAUAAAUAGAAAAAUUAUGAUUUCUAUUGAUUUCAUGUGAUUUCUCGUGAUUUUCGUGUGAUUUCGUGUGAUUUCAGGUGAUUUCAGAUCAUUUCAACUUGAUUUCAGAGAUUGAAAUCAGUUUGUUCCCCCUUGAAUAAACCUUUUAGUCAUAAAUAUUUUUAACAUAAGCAACGUACAGCUCGGCACAUUAAUUAUAUGUUUCUUCCUAUGUAAGAAUUUGCCCUUGUGAAUACUAUUCCUGAAUUGACUUUCUGAUAUUAAUUUCAGCUAAUAGUUGAUUUUUAAGGGUCAUAUAAGAGUAUCACGUUUUUCUAGUAAUGAUUGUACCUUGAUAAAUUCAAAUCUAUGAACAGGGUAUUUUCUGAAAACAAACUAUGUUAGAUAACCGUAUGGAAUCUGAAAUAGCCGAACCCCAAUUAGCAGGAUAUGUUCGUAUACUCUUGUUGGAGUUUUUUCUUGUGGAACCAUUGGGAAAACGUCUAAAAAAAAAGAUUUGUUUGUGAUUCUGGUUAUUAGAAUCCUUUCAAAAAGUAAUUUUGCUUAUCAGAAACUAUUAGAGCUGAUUCUGGCUACCAGAAUCAGUAUUAUACUAGUCUACUUGUCCAGUAAAUACUGGUCACCAGUGUUACCAGUACCCAGUAUGCUGGCACUUAUGCAUCCCUAACUGAAAUCCUACUCGGUUGUGACUUCAACAGCACAUAUAGUGUAUAAAAAAAAACCUAAAUCAAUAUCCCUAUUUGGUCACCAGAAUGGGUCAUAUUUGUUUUAUUCUCCACAAGUGCGGAUAUGAUGUAGAGAUGUAUCUGGGGAUUUCAAUUUGUGGCAAAUGAUAACCAACCCAUAAAAUUGACACGAUUGUUGCUAUUUUAUUGUACAUCAUGUAAUAAAAUGCUGCGUAUUAUAAAUUUUUGCUUUUUACAUUGAAACAGGCAAAAAUAUUUGAGACUCUUAUUAUUGCAGUCAUUCUCAUGUAACAUACAUGUGCAGCUGUGGCAUGACUCGGCUCAGUUUAAACAAAAUGAUUGUCGUCUAUUUUUGCAAGUGUGAGCGUAGCUGAGUUCAAUGUAAGAGUAUCAUAAAACUGUUAGAAUUAAAAACACGGUGGAUUCUCUUUCUACACAUUUCCCCGUUCCCGGUGCACUUAUUUUGAUGUCUGAGAAAAAUGAUAAUCAUAUUCGUUUGAUUUUGUUACUUUCUACUUCUAUAUAACUCUUACUACUUUUAAACCGUCCGAGUUCUAUCAACUCUAAAUAUGAAAAGUUUAUAGGCUUCAUUUUCCAAUUAUAUCGACAAAGUUGGAAUAUCGUCUUAUCUACUUUUUUGAAUAUAUUUCUUACAAUAUCCGUAUGCAACCUAUUAAAGAAGCAUACACUUUCUCGGAAACCCUCACUAGUUUCUGGAAGAAGUCGAAUCUUUUUGUAAUGCGUCUACACGAUAUUUGUUAUUCUAUUCUGCUAUAAAUCAACUUGAAAAGUUUGUGAAAGCAUUUCUAUAGGUUCGAUUUACUUCAUAUUCAGUUAAACGUAACAGCAGUAUGGUCAAUUCAUCAGUGUACUGAUAAGACCAUCUAGUUCCAGAAAUAUUUCUCUAUCUCUAACAAUAAUACGUCGAAGAACGCUUUUCUCUAGAAUUUUUGAUCAUGCACAAUAGAAAUGGCGCAAAUAAUUUUCAAAUUAAUUAGCAAUGGAGGUGUUUCAGGUGAUAAGCAAAAACGUUGAAGUUUUUUAAGUCAAAUGAAAGCUCUCAUCAUGAAACUGACAUGGUUAAAAUAGUAGCGGCUGUUGGCGUACCCUUAUGGAGAUAUUCGAUUUUUCAGUGAAUUUUCUCUACAUAGAACCGGCUUUCCCAGCAAUAUCAUAUUCUCGAAUUUGAACCUGAAACUUUGUAUGCAUGAAGGUUUCAAUGGGACUAGCUUACAGAAAAAAACAUCAGAAGGUUUGGACAAACCCUCUUCGAGAUAAAGGGUACGCCAGCAGCCACUACUAUUUUAACCAUGUCAGUUUCAUGAUGAGAGCUUUCAUUUGACUUAAAAAACUUCAACGUUUUUGCUUAUCACCUGAAACACCUCCAUUGUAAGUGAGACUAAACGAUAUAUGUGAGUUCUCCAUAUUAAAUCAAAACGAGGUACUCUAACAGACUUUUCACAGGAAUGAAUAGGUAGUACUAUUCAAUAUUUUUAUAUAUUAAACUAUGCGUGCCACCUUCUCCGUGUCGCACAAACCGAUAGAAAACCAAACGGUUAACCGCGGUUAUGUAAGCCAUUUUAGCAACUUCACAGUGUUAAAAUCGGCAGCUAAUUGAGAGCAUCCCGACUACUGGUCCAGUUGACCGGGCGCUAAACCGAGGUUAACUGACAAUUUUCCAUCCGUUUGUGCGAUAUGGGUCUACGUUCUCGUCGCAAUGAAUCAAACAUACUUAUGUUCUCUUUUAUUCGAAACGACUAAUUCGUUAGUUAUGAAUGAAGUGAUGAGUAAAUUGAGUUUCACUAGUGACAACAUUCUAAUGUUCCAAGUUUAUACCCAGCGAAAUUAUUCUUACAUGGUACGCAGGCCAAUAAUUGGAUGUUAGUAUCUCCCGUUGAGAAAGCCUAUAAUUCCAUGUGAUGAGAACGUUGAAGCCAUGGUAGUAUUUAAAACUUAGGUUAGUUUCAGUGAAAUUUCAUAUAGUGUGAAGAGGCUCUCACUGCCCGCCCAUUGUAUAAAAUGCAAGACUAUCGCUAGGAGAUCAAGAAGACAUCUUAAGUUAAUUUGUUCAUAAUUUAACAUUAUAAAGAUUUUUUUCAUAGUUACGUUCAUGGAUAGCUCUAGCUAUUUUUUAUACUUAUUCUAAUCGACAUACAUGAUGUAAAUGGUCCAAUAAUCUGAGUUUCAAUUUUUCCAAUUGAGAGAUUUGUAGUUCUCAACAAAGGUUGGUGUGUAAAUGUGAAAUCCGGGAAGCAUCACCAUCCAAUGAGAAUAUGUUAAAAAUAACUUGCUCAUUUUAAUUUUUCAUGAUAAAGACUGAAAGACAAUCUUGCCAAAAUACUAAUAUUGAUUUUUGUCAGAGCUAUUGUUUCAAUUUGCUAAGUUUCUAUACCUUGACUUCUUGGCAAGAAAGAAAUCUGUUAUGUCUUAUUUUUUUCCCUACAAGUGACACAAAGAAUAAUAAUUAGAUUAUUACUUUCACAUAUUUAGUGGCUUUAUUCGAGUAAAAAACACCCUUGCGAUUUCUACAUAGGGAUGUUAGCUGCGGUGACGACUCAAUCGUAUGAUUUGCACUUCUGCAUACAAAACCAAAUCAAGAAAGAUUUAAUUUAACUUAAAAAUUACAUAAUAUACUAUUGUCAUACGACGAUGAAAACAUCCGAGUUUUCAGAUAUAUGGCUAAAUGUGUUCUUGUUGUGUAAAGCUAGAAUACAUCGCUCAAUAAGUGAGGAUGUCAUCUAAGUAUAUAUUACAAUAAGGAAAUCAUUAUUAUUCUUUAUUGAUCAUGUGAUCAUGGCGUUAUUUCAGCAUAUGUCUAAGCUGAGGAUGAUGAAUAUUUAUUUUAAUCUUCUGAAAUUUUUACCCAAUUCGUAUAAUUUUCAACAUAUUGUUGAAUUAAACGAAAAGUCCCUUUCCUAUUUGAAGAACAGUUAAACUAGAUUUUCUCUAAUCUAUCCUCUCUAGUAAUUGGACCCAUAUAAAGUUGGAUUGAGUCGAUUUUUAGUGUCGUGUAUCUCUAUUGAAAUUUAUUUCACAUUUGAUGGGAAAAUAUUGCUGAUUUACUUUUAGCACAAACAACAGUAAUAUGUCCAACAGCUGUUUGGAAUAGUACUUUCCGAAUAUUGGCAGGUAUAUCAGGAAAUGCAGGAGCUUCACCAGUAAUUCUUAAUAACCCGUUUCGGGCUAUAUUUGGACCUAACAGUACAAUGUAUGUUGCUGAUCAGUCUAAUAAUCGUAUUCAAAAAUUUGUUGGUGGAUCGCCAACAGGAGCAGCGGUUACAAAUUUAACUUUAUCAAAUCCAUGCGAUGUUUACGUUGACAAUAAUAAUGUUCUCUACAUUCUGGAUACUAGUAACUACCGAGUAUUGCGUUGGAAUAAUAAUGUUGUUACAGUAGUCGCUGGAGGUUUUGGCGCCGGUUCAACAUAUGAUAAAAUGUCGACAAGUUAUUCAAUGUUUGUUGAUGCAUCGUAUAAUAUAUACGUAUCAGAUUAUGGAAAUGAUCGUGUUGCAUUAUGGUCGGCAGGAUUUCCAAACAUGAGUCAAUUGGUUGCUGGUGGUUACGGAGCUGGAAGUACACCAGACAAACUCUACAAUCCUAUGGGUAUCUAUGUUGACAGUUUCAGAACAAUAUAUAUUGCUGAUUCCUACAACCAUCGCAUCCAACAAUGGAAUGCUAAUGCAAUUAUUGGAAUUACUGUUGCCGGAACAACAGCAGUGGCAGGAUCAUGGUCAUAUUUACUAAAUUACCCAACAGCGGUUAUUUACGACCAAUACAAUUAUCUCUACAUUCUUGAUUCUAGCAACGAUAGAAUUCAACGUUGGGUACCAAGAGCUAGCUACGGAAUAACUGUUGUAGCAUCAUCAAUGUCUAAUCCACGUGGAUUAAAUUUUGAUUCAUCCGGAAAUAUGAUUGUAGCUGAUAUGAGUUUGCACAUGAUAAUAUCAUUUGGUAUUUCAUGUCCUCCGAAUGCAACAACAACAACACCACAAACAACUCAAGCAACAGUACCAGUAUGUGCAACAGCUGCAUGGAAUCAAACUUUUUCAGUCAUAGCUGGAUCAUCAGGCAAUGCAGGAACGUCACGAUCGUUACUUCAGUAUCCUCAUAAUGUAUAUAUUGAUGUUUAUGGCAACUUGUAUGUAUCUGAUUGUAAUAAUCAUAGAAUUCAAAGAUAUCCACGUGGUUCAAUGUUUGCUGAUACUGUGGCUGGUAUUACAAGUAGUGCUGGCUCUAGUUAUUCUCAGCUUUACUAUCCAACAUCAAUCUAUGUUGAUUCAAACAGUACAAUGUACAUAUUAGAUUGGACAAAUUGUCGAAUACUUCGUUGGGCUCUUGGAGAUCCACUUGGUUCAGUUGUCGCUGGAGGCAAUGGCUGCGGUGGCGCAUUGACUCAAAUGGAUAAUAGCUAUGGUUUGUUUGUUGAUAAUCAAAGUAAUGUCUAUAUAUCUGAGUAUCGAAAUCAUCGAGUCGUCAAAUGGCUUGCAAGUAAUACUACUUCUGGCAUCUUGUUAGCUGGUGGAUAUGGAGCUGGUAGCACUGCAGAUAAGUUAAAUUAUCCAUGGGGAGUCUAUGUUGACGGUAAUCAAGGCGUAUACGUUGUUGACCAUUCGAAUCAUAGAGUUCAAUUCUGGGCAUAUGGAUCGCUAUUGGGUGUUACUGUCGCAGGUAUGACUGGUAAUUCAGGUUCAUGGUCUUAUCAAUUUACUAAUCCAACUGCAAUUACUUUCGAUCCGUACGGCUAUAUGUAUGUUUUGGAUACAGGAAAUUCACGUGUUCAAAAAUGGUUUCCCGGUGCUGCUUAUGGACAAACAGUUGCUGCUGCUGCAUCGAUGAGCACUGCGUACGGAUUACAAAUUGAUCAUAGUGGUAAUAUUAUUGUAUGCGAUACAUACAGUCAUCGAGUCAUAUCUUUUGGUAUUACAUGUCCUGCUUCAACUACAACAACAACAGCACAACCGACUACACCAAUUACGCAACUAUGUUCAACAGCUACUUGGAACACAACGCUCACUCUUCAAGCUGGCCUCUCCGGAACUGGAGGAACAUCAACUAUUUUACUAAAUUAUCCAGCUAAUAUGUAUUUUGAUGGUUAUCAAAAUUUAUAUGUCGUCGAUAGAGCUAAUCAUAGAAUACAAUUGUUCGCACCAGGAUCGUUUAUUGGUUCAACUGUUGCCGGGAAUUCUGGCGCUGCUGGUAGUGGUUAUUCAGAACUCAGUAGCCCAUACGCUAUCUAUGUUGACGGCAACAGAACAAUGUACAUCUUAGAUACUUCAAAUUAUCGAAUUUUGAAAUGGAGAUUAGGAGAACCAUUAGGUUAUGUCAUAGUUGGUAAUCAGGCUGCAGGUUCUAGUUUAAAUCAAAUUUCAACGAGCUAUGGUAUGUUUGUGGAUAAUCAAUAUAAUAUUUACGUAUCAGACAGUGGUAAUAAUCGCGUUGCCAAAUGGUUAGCAACAAAUACAACUGCUGGAAUAGUGGUAGCUGGUGGAAAUGGAGCUGGUAGUGCACCAGAAAAAUUAAAUAAUCCAUGGGGUGUAUACGUUAAUGCAAAUCAAGCAGUGUAUGUUGUUGAUCGAAAUAAUCAUCGAGUACAACUAUGGGCUAAUGGAGUAACAAGUGGGAUUACUGUUGCUGGAACAACUGGUAUUUCAGGUCCUUGGUCUUAUCAAUUAAAUAGUCCAACAUCAGUCAUGCUUGACCCCACUGGCUUCAUGUAUAUUUUAGAUUCAGGGAAUGCACGAAUUCUAAAAUGGUGGCCAGGAGCACUUUAUGGAACAACGAUAUUGACAGGAUCAUUUUCUACUCCACUUGGAAUGCAGCUUGACCGUGCUAACAAUCUUGUUGUAGCUGAUACAAAUAACCAUCGAAUUGUUUCUUUUGGCCUUCUAUGCCUAUCUGCAACCACCACAACUGCACCGCCACCUUCUUCAGCAACAUCUCAAAUAUGUACCACAGCUGUUUGGAAUCAAGUUUUUUCAACAUUGGCUGGAUCGUCUGGGAAUCGAGGUUCAUCAACAACACUUCUUUAUAAUCCAUCUGAUAUGAAAUUUGAUUCAUACCAGAAUCUAUAUGUCGUUGAUACUGCAAAUCAUAGAAUUCAAAAAUUUAACUCAGGAUCGUCUGUUGGAACAACUGCAAUCGGUACAGGUUCCGCUGGUAGUAGUUAUUCAGAACUCAAUAGUCCAUCCGCGAUUUAUAUCGACGCAAACAGAACAAUGUUUAUCUUAGAUACUUCUAAUUAUAGAGUCUUGAAAUGGAAAGUAGGAGAUCCUUUGGGCACUAUUGUUGCAGGUAGUCAAACUGCAGGCUCAGGAUUAAAUCAAAUUACAACAAGUUAUGCAAUGUUUGUUGAUAAUCAAUAUAAUGUUUACGUAUCUGAAUAUGGUAAUCAUCGUGUCACUAUGUGGUUAGCUACUAAUACAACUGCUGGAAUAUUGGUGGCUGGUGGAAAUGGAGCUGGUAGUACCUCAGAUAAGUUAAAUUAUCCAUGGGGCGUCUAUGUCGAUGUCAAUGGUACAAUUUACGUUGUAGAUCGAAAUAAUCAUCGAGUACAACGUUGGAAUUCAGGUGCCAUGACUGGUACAACUGUUGGGGGUUCAAAUGCCGAUCCUGGUCCUUAUGCUUAUCAAUUUAGUAGCCCCACUGCAAUUACAUUUGAUAGAUUUGGUUACAUGUAUAUAUUAGAUUCUGGAAAUUCACGUGUUCAACGAUGGCUUCCUGGAGCUACUUAUGGAAUUACAAUUGCAGCAACGUCGAUGAGUACUCCAUAUGGGAUGGAAAUUGGUCCUCUUGGUAACAUAGUUAUAGCUGAUACAUUCAACUAUCGUAUUUUAUCUUUCGCUCUAACAUGUCCUUCUGUAACGACGACAACGGCAGCCCCACCAUUUCAAGCAACAGUUCCUGUUUGUGCUACAGCUAUUUGGAAUCAAACGUUUUCUACAUUAGUUGGAUCAAUGGGAACAGCUGGAUCGUCACCAACAUUAUUAUACAAUCCAUCGAGUAUUGCUUUUGAUGGGUACAGAAAUAUGUAUAUCACCGAUAUCAGUAAUCAUAGAAUUCAACUAUAUGCUCCAGGUUCAAAUAUUGGUACGACUAUAGCUGGUAUAACAAGUUCUUCUGGAAGCUCACGCUCACAGCUUAACAGUCCAUAUGGAUUGCAUGUCACUUCUAAUGGAACAAUGUUUAUAUUAGAUACAUCAAAUUAUAGAGUAUUGCAGUGGAAAACUGGAGACCCAAUGGGUUAUGUUAUGGCAGGUGGAAAUGGUAAUGGUGCAGCGCUUACUCAAAUUGGUGUUAGUUAUGCAUUGUUUGUUGAUGAUCAAUAUAAUAUUUACAUCUCAGAAAGUAGUAAUAACAGGAUAACAAAAUGGUCUCGGAGUAAUUCAACUUCUGGAGCAUUAGUUGCUGGUGGAAAUGGUGCUGGUAAUACAGGGGAUAAAUUAUCAAAUCCUUGGGGAAUCUAUGUAACUAAUCAAUCAACAUAUAUUGCUGAUCGGAGUAAUCAUCGCAUUCAAAAAUGGGAUUUUGGUGCCAGUCUUGCUACUACUGUUGCAGGUUCAACAAGCAAUCCGGGUCCAUGGUCUUAUCAAUUCAAUAAUCCUGUAGCAAUUACAUUCGAUCCAUCUGGUUAUAUGUAUAUAUUAGAUGCUGCCAACAAUCGUAUUGUUCAAUGGUAUCCAAGUGCACCGUAUGGUAUAACAGUAGUAUCAGCAAUAAUGUCUACACCAUUAUCAAUGGAAUUCGAUCCACUUGGUAACAUUAUUAUAUCGGACACAUCCUAUAAUCGUGUUAUAUCAUUCAGCAUAAUGUGUCCUUCGACAACAACAACAACAACACCAUUACCAACUCAAACAACUAUACCAGUAUGCCAAACUGCUUUUUGGAAUCAAACAUAUUCUAUCUUAGCUGGAUCAAUGGGUACAACUGGAACAACAUCAACAUUACUGUAUAAUCCAUAUGAUGUUCAGUUUGAUGGUUAUGGUAAUAUGUAUGUAGUGGAUUGUAGUAAUCAUAGAAUCCAAAGAUUUCGUUCAGGAUCGAAUGCUGGAAUAACUAUAGCUGGCUCCAGUGGUUCAGCUGGCAGUUCACUCUCACAAUUAUAUAAUCCAUCAAAAAUAUUUGUCAGUUCAAAUCAAACAAUGUACAUAUUGGACACGACAAACUAUCGAGUUUUAACAUGGAUAGUUGGCGAUCUAUUGGGUUAUGUUGUUGCUGGCGGAAACGGAAAUGGUGGAGCAUUUACACAAAUUGGUGUAAGCUAUGGAAUGUUUGUUACUGACUCACAUAAUAUUUAUAUAUCUGAACAAUCCAAUCAUCGUGUUAUGAAAUGGUUGAAUGGAAACACAACUGCUGGAGUUUUAGUGGCUGGUGGAAAUGGUGCAGGAAGUACAGCAGAUAAAUUAAAUUCGCCUUGGGGUGUUUAUGUUAAUGUUAAUGGAACUAUUUUCGUAGUUGAUCGUGGAAAUCAUCGUGUUCAAAUGUGGAAUCCAGGUGCUAGUGUUGGUUCAACUGUAGCAGGUUCCACUAGUAACCCAGGUUCAUGGUCAUAUCAAUUUAAUAGUCCAACAUCAAUUACGUUUGAUCCUUACGGUUACAUGUAUGUAGUAGAUUAUAAUAAUGCAAGAAUUCAACGAUGGUAUCCUGGUGCAAGUUAUGGUACUACUGUUGCAUCAGGAAUGAUGAAUUUACCGAAUGGAUUGACAUUUGAUCGUCUUGGAAAUUUAGUUGUUGCUGAUACAUCUAACCAGCGUAUUAUUUCAUAUAGCUUAGUUUGCCCGGUAACAACAACAACAACAAUAGCACCACCAAUUCCAACAACAACUCCAUUAUGCUCAACAUCUGUCUGGAAUCAAACAAUAUCAAUAAUAGCCGGUUCAACAUCGAAUACUGGAUCAACAUCAACAUCAUUGUACAAUCCGUAUGACAUUGAUUUUGAUGGUUAUAACAAUUUGUAUGUGGUUGAUUGUUAUAAUCACAGAGUUCAAAGAUUCCAACCAGGAUCUUUAACAGGUUCAACCGUGGCUGGUGUAACAGGAUCCUCUGGGAGUUCACAAUCACAAUUGUAUUAUCCAACAUCAAUUAGCGUAACAAAAAAUGAAACAAUGUUUAUCAUGGAUACAUCAAACUACAGAGUUUUAAAAUGGGCAGUGGGUGAUCCAUUGGGUUAUGUUGUGGCAGGUGGAAACGGUAAUGGUGGCGCUUUCACUCAAAUUGGUGCAAGUUAUGCAUUGUUUAUUGAUGCUCAAUAUAAUAUCUACAUAUCUGACAAUUCCAAUAAUCGAAUUACUAAAUGGUUGAAUGGAAACACAACUGCAGGAGCUUUAAUUGCUGGUGGAAAUGGUGCUGGUAGUACACCUGACAAAUUAAAUGCACCAUGGGGAAUCUAUGUUGAUAAUACUAGCGGAAUUUAUAUUGUCGAUCGAGGAAAUCAUCGUGUUCAAUAUUGGUCAUAUGGAGCAAGUUUUGGUAGCACUGUUGCAGGUACUACAGGUGUCGCUGGUCCAUGGUCAUAUCAAUUUAAUAGUCCAACAUCAAUUACAUUAGAUUCAUAUGGCUAUCUCUACAUUAUGGAUUUUAACAAUCAAAGAGUUCAAAAAUGGCUUCCAGGUGCUAAUUUUGGUGUUACUGUGGCCACAACAACUAUGAGCAAUCCAUAUGGUAUGACUAUGGAUCCAUUUGGAAAUAUUGUUGUAGCAGAUUCAUCUUAUCAGCGUAUUAUCUCAUUUGGUCUUAUGUGUCCGGCGUCAACAACAACAACUCAUGCACCAUCAACUCAAGCAAUAGUGCCACUAUGCGUGACAGCUAUUUGGAAUCAAACGUCGUCUACAUUGGCAGGAUCUAUAUCAGCAGCUGGAUCCACAUCAACAUUACUUAGUUCUCCUUAUGAUAUGGAUUUCGAUGAGUAUGGAAAUAUGUAUGUUGUUGAUUUUAAUAAUCAUCGAAUUCAAAAAUAUCCAUUAGGAAUAUCUACUGGUACAACUGUAGCUGGAUUUUCAAUUGGAGGUGGUAGUUCACGGUCAGAAUUGUAUUAUCCAUCGGCUAUUGUUGUCAAGCCAAAUGGAACUAUGUUUAUACUAGAUAGAAGUAAUUUUCGUGUAUUAAAAUGGCAAACAGGUGAUACAUUGGGUUAUGUUGUUGCUGGCGGAAAUGGAAAUGGUGGAGCAUUUACUCAAAUUAGUACAAGUUAUGGAAUUUAUGUUGAUGACAGUUAUAAUGUUUACAUAUCAGAUCAAUCCAAUCAUCGUGUUACCAAAUGGACCAACGGCAAUGCAACUACUAGUGCUCUGGUUGCUGGUGGGAAUGGUGCAGGAAGUACAGCAGAUAAAUUAAAUUCGCCUUGGGGUGUUUAUGUUAAUGUUAAUGGAACUAUUUUCGUAGUUGAUCGUGGAAAUCAUCGUGUUCAAAUGUGGAAUCCAGGUGCUAGUGUUGGUUCAACUGUAGCAGGUUCCACUAGUAACCCAGGUUCAUGGUCAUAUCAAUUUAAUAGUCCAACAUCAAUUACGUUUGAUCCUUACGGUUACAUGUAUGUAGUAGAUUAUAAUAAUGCAAGAAUUCAACGAUGGUAUCCUGGUGCAAGUUAUGGUACUACUGUUGCAUCAGGAACAAUGAAUUUACCGAAUGGAUUGACAUUUGAUCGUCUUGGAAAUUUAGUUGUUGCUGAUACAUCUAACCAGCGUAUUAUUUCAUAUAGUUUAGUUUGUCGUNAAUAG
Messenger RNA from Rotaria socialis, 11513 nucleotides. The record is from the annotation of a GenBank genome assembly. NCBI's taxonomy places the organism in Eukaryota, Metazoa, Rotifera, Eurotatoria, Philodinida, Philodinidae.